Messenger RNA from Anopheles marshallii, 3705 nucleotides. Its product is annotated as mucin-2-like. The coding region runs from base 1 to 3705 and encodes 1234 amino acids. Gene Ontology annotation, cellular component: extracellular region. Lineage: Eukaryota; Metazoa; Arthropoda; Insecta; Diptera; Culicidae. The record is from RefSeq and is a predicted model, not a curated record. The transcript has a single exon. Gene Ontology annotation, molecular function: chitin binding.
AUGAAGCAGCUUUUCCUGGCAGCGAUUGCUGUCACUUUGCACCUGGUGCGAGCGCAGGACCCAUGCGUCCCAGGCGUAACCUGUGCAACGUUCAACUGCACCACAGACAGUCGGUGUCCGGCGGUGAAUCCACCCGACGGACCGAAACUGCUGCCGCAUACCAACUGUGCCAAGUUUUACAAGUGUUCUAAUGGUGAAGCGUGCGAGUACGACUGCCCGGCCAAUUUGCACUUCAAUCCCGUGGCGAAUGUUUGCGAUUGGCCAGAGCGAGCUUGCUGUGCAUUACCGUGUUUGCCUUCCGAUCCGUGCAUACCAGGUGUGACCUGCCCACCGCCAUCCGAACCGCCGAUCAUACCAACGCCACCUCCACCGACACCUCCGACACCAGCGCCACCGACCGUUCCAACCGCUCCCACACCAGCGCCACCAACGAUUCCGACCGCUCCCACGCCGCCACCACCGACGGUACCAACCCCCGGAACCUGUAUCCCGGAUGCACGCUGCAAUCCGAACGAGAAUCCAAACAAUCCGACCACCUUACCGCAUGAGUCCAACUGUGCACAGUUCUACAAGUGUGAUCUCGGCAGUCGGUGCCUAUUGUCUUGCCCAAUCGGACAACACUUUUGGCCACAGAAAGGGGUGUGUGAAAGACCGGAAGUCGCUUGUUGCGACCAAUCGUUGUGCAAUCCCAGUUCCCAGUGUGUUGAUGAUGUACGCUGCCCAAUCCAUGAAGAUCCCUUCUUUCCGACCGUCUUCCCACACGAAACCGAUUGCUCUAUGUUUUACAAGUGUGAUCUUGGCAGAAAAUGUCCGGUACCGUGCGGAGCCGGGACGCAUUUCAGCAAGGAAACAGGACGUUGCGAAGCGCCUGAUCAAGCGUGCUGCGAUGAUAGAAUACCGUGUCGAGGACCGACCGUUAGUAUCUGUGCUGCUGAUCCUCGGUGUCCAGUGUUCGACAAUCCGUUUGAUCCCACUGUGCUGAGGCAUCCCACCGACUGUUCGCUAUUUUACAAAUGUGAUAAUGGCCAAGCCUGCCAGCUACCGUGUCCACCAGGGCAACACUUUAGACAAGACACCCCCACAACAGGUAGCUGUGAUUGGCCGGAUAGGGCGUGCUGUAAUCCGACCUUUUGUACGGCGACAACUACGGCAUGUCGACCCGACAGCCGCUGUCCCCUGUUUGAUGAUCCAAACAAUCCAUUGCUCCUCAGACAUACCACCUCCUGCGAGAGAUUCUACAAAUGUGCCUCUGGGCAAGCCUGCGAUUUGCCCUGUCUUCACGGACACUUCAGUGAGGCGCUGCAGCGCUGUGAACGUCCGGAAAUUGCCUGCUGUGAUCCUUCAGUGCCAUGCGAGAAUCCCCCAGCAACUCCGGUUCCCCCACCACUACCAACUCCCGCUCCACCUCCGGUACCAACACCCGGUCCACCUCCAGUACCAACUCCCGCUCCACCGCCAGUACCAACACCGGGACCACCACCAGCUCCCACACCUGUUCCUACACCGGCUCCAACCCCUGGUGAUCCUUGCAUUCCAGGUGUUACUUGUCCUCCAAGUGAUGCCGGUAAUUGUGUCAUCUACGCUGCAUGCCCGCCUUGGAAUGGUCCAACACCGACAUUGCUUCCCCAUCCCACGUACUGCACCAUGUUUUACAAGUGUGACAAUGGAAGAGCAUGCGAACAUAACUGUCCAGCUGGUUUACAUUUCAACAAAGCGUUGAGUGUGUGCGAUUGGCCAAACAACGCCUGCUGUGAUCCAACCGUACCAUGCAACCCUCCGUGUAUUCCUGGAGUCACUUGUCCUCCAGUAGGACCAACACCGGCUCCACCAACUCUUCCGCCACCAACUCUUCCGCCACCGACUCUCCCACCACCAACUCUUCCGCCACCUACUCUUCCACCACCUACCCUACCUCCACCUACCCUUCCACCACCUACCCUUCCACCGCCUACCCUACCACCGCCUACCAUUCCACCACCUGUAACUCCCACGGCCGGUCCUUCGGAUCCCUGCAUUCCAGGAGUCACUUGCCCUCCAAGUGAUGCCGGCAAUUGUAUCAUCUACCCUGGAUGCCCGGCAAGAAAUGGUCCAACACCGACAUUGCUUCCCCAUCCCACAUACUGCACGAUGUUUUACAAGUGCAACAAUGGAUUUGCUUGUGAACACGACUGUCCUGCGGGCUUACAUUUCAACAAAGAGUUGAGUGUGUGCGAUUGGCCAAGCAACGCCUGUUGCGAUCCAACUAUACCAUGUGAAUCUCCAUGUAUUCCUGGAGUCACUUGUCCUCCAGUAGGACCACCAACUCUUCCGCCACCAACUCUUCCGCCACCUACUCUCCCACCACCGACUCUCCCACCACCUACCCUACCACCACCUACUCUUCCUCCACCGACCCUACCUCCACCUACCCUUCCACCACCAACCGUUCCACCGCCAACCCUACCACCGCCUACCAUUCCACCACCUGUAACUCCCACGGCCGGUCCUUCGGAUCCCUGCAUUCCAGGAGUCACUUGUCCUCCAAGUGAUGCCGGUAAUUGUAUCAUCUACCCUGGAUGCCCGGCAAGAAAUGGUCCAACACCGACAUUGCUUCCCCAUCCCACAUACUGCACGAUGUUUUACAAGUGCAACAAUGGAUUUGCAUGUGAACACGACUGUCCUGCGGGUUUACAUUUCAACAAAGAGUUGAGUGUGUGCGAUUGGCCAAGCAACGCCUGUUGCGAUCCAACUAUACCAUGUGAAUCUCCAUGUAUUCCUGGAGUAACUUGUCCUCCAGUAGGACCACCAACUCUUCCGCCACCUACCCUUCCACCACCAACACUUCCACCACCGACUCUCCCACCACCGACCCUACCACCACCUACUCUUCCUCCACCGACCCUACCUCCACCUACCCUUCCACCACCUACCCUUCCACCACCAACCGUUCCACCGCCAACCCUACCACCGCCUACCAUUCCACCACCUGUAACUCCCACGGCCGGUCCUUCGGAUCCCUGCAUUCCAGGAGUCACUUGUCCUCCAAGUGAUGCCGGUAAUUGCAUUGUAGAUGGUCGGUGUCCACCAAGAAAUGGAGUCACACCCAAAUUGCUUCCGCAUCCGGCCUGUGAAAUGUUCUACAAGUGCAACAAUGGAUUCGCUUGUGAGCACAACUGUCCUCCGGGCUUACAUUUCAACGACGAUUUGAGUGUGUGCGAUUGGCCAAGCAACGCCUGCUGUGAUCCUACCAUACCAUGCAAUCCUCCAUGUAUUCCUGGAGUCACUUGUCCUCCAGUAGGACCAACACCGGCUCCACCAACGCUUCCGCCACCAACUCUUCCGCCACCUACUCUUCCGCCACCUACUCUUCCACCACCUACCCUACCACCACCUACGCUUCCGCCGCCUACUCUGCCACCGCCAACCCUACCCGACACUCCCUGCAUUCCAGGUGUAACCUGCGAGCCGAACAACUGUCACAACGAUAUGCGCUGUCCGGCACUAGAUGGCUUGAAGCCUACGCUCUUUGCACACGCGGAAUGUCACAAGUUCUACAAAUGUUCUAACCGGAAGGCCUGCGAACACUCCUGCCCACCGGGGUUGCAUUUCAACGCGAAGCUGUUCGUGUGCGACUGGCCAGGAAGUGCAUGCUGUGAUCCAACGGUUCUAUGCGAUCCGCCCUGCAUUCCAGGUAUCACAUGCAGCAUUCGAUCGUUCCGGCUCUAA